GGUCAAAGGGAACAGCAAUGGACGUACCGCAAAUGUAAACAGUCCGAUCAGUCGAAGGGCAGUGCUGAGAUAUGAGGCUUUUAUCGAAGGCGGUGCAGGCUGCAGCUGUGAGUCAGAAAGGGCAGAGCUGCAGACAUUUCUGGGGUUGGCUUAAUGCUGUUUUCAACAGAGUGGACUAUGAGAGGAUCAAAGCUGUCGGUCCAGAUCGAGCUGCAGCUGAGUGGCUGCUGAGAUGUGGAGCCAAAGUGAGGUUUCAAGGUUUCGAUCGCUGGCAUCACGACUACAACGGACUGCCAACUGGACCUCUGGGCAGAUACAAGAUCCAGGGGAUUGAUGCGACUGAAUCCUGCAUCAUGCACAAAGGGUUUGACCACCUGGAUGGUUUGAAAUACGUGGACGAAAUCAAGUUCUGUAAGUGUAUCUACAUUGAGGACAGCUGUCUGGAGAGGCUGAGCUCCAUAGAGAAUCUGCAGGACAGUUUGUACAUGUUGGAGGUGGUGUCAUGUGGAAAUGUGACUGAUAAGGGCAUCAUUGCCCUGCAUAAACUCAGGAACCUGGAGUAUCUGUUUCUAAGUGAUCUUCCUGGCAUCAAAGACAAAGAGACAACUGUUCAUCGAUUACAGACAGCACUUCCACGUCUGGACAUACAUCUGGACUUGGACUGAUGCAAGACCUGAUCUCAUGUGUGAGGGAAGACUGGAAUAUCCGAAGCUUUCAGAGUAAAAAAACACUAGAAAGUUUGAGACACAUCAUCUCACACUGACAUCCAUUUAAAUGUCUUUAUAUGUGCAUUUGAUGACACAAGUGCAAAAGUGUUAAAAUGAUGGUGUGGCUUCAUAGGAAAUCGUCAGGUUGGUGAUGUAUUAAAGGUGUCUACAGGUCUCAGAUAUGUGCAUUUAUUGCUUUUUAAGAACAUGAUUUGGUUGUAGAUCACAUUUGAGGCUGGGUUUUGGAAAGUAUUUGGUUUAGUAGUUGACUUACAGGCAGAAUAUCUUGACUCGCAUUGACAGAAAGGAAGAUAAAAGACAGAUGAAUGAAAUUAGAUUCAAUUUAUAUGGCAAAUAAGACCUCACAUACCCAGAUUAAACACAUGCCUGAUGAUUCUUGAUGCCUAAUAAUCAUUAAAUUAAAUCCUCCUCAUAUUUCCAGACUUCUUGAGCACCUGCAGACACCUGGGUAUAGUCAAGCUUUAAAGCAAAAAUGAGACACGUUAAAGCACUUUAUAAAGUUGACACCAGUUUUUCAUUGAAAGAAUGAACAAAUCUUUAGUUUAUUUAAGUCUCAGUAUGUAACAUACUAAAGGUUACUUCAUACGUAGGUACAGACAGAAAACAGUAGGUGAAAAUCAAGAUAAAAGUGUCUUUUCUCCUUAGAUUAAUUUGGCAUUUGUACAAUAUCUGAGGACAUACAGAUGGCUGAACAUCCUUAGCACCAAGUUCCAGAGAUAGUACAAGUAUAACAUGGUGUCUUAAAGAGCUAUAUGUUAGUAAAGGAACGGAAUUCACUCCUGUCGUCAAUAAAUAUUAUUUUUAUAAGUCAUAUUGUCACAAAAAGUUUGCCCUACAUUAUAGCUUACUCGGAACAACAGUAAAGUUGCUACCAAAACAUUCUUCCAUCGUUAUAUAAAAACACAUUUGGCAAACCAAUCAAGGCAUUUCAUUUUACCUUCGGUCAACUCACUGUCUACAAGCAGAGCGGUGGACCGCUCUCUGUCUUUACACAUCUACACAAAACACAACUAUAUCAGCUUGAAAUGUAGGCAACACACAUGAACCAACAGUCAACAUGUUUGUGUCGACGUGCUGGGGAUAGUGCAUAGACUGAUGUUGAUAUAAAGAGGAAAAUAAAAACUUUAAAAAGUG
Sphaeramia orbicularis (orbiculate cardinalfish) is the source of this 1862-nucleotide messenger RNA. RefSeq names its product distal membrane arm assembly component 2 like (gene dmac2l). Bases 72 to 665 code for a protein of 197 amino acids. The transcript has 5 exons. NCBI's taxonomy places the organism in Eukaryota, Metazoa, Chordata, Actinopteri, Kurtiformes, Apogonidae. The record is from RefSeq and is a predicted model, not a curated record.